AUGAAGGCGGCGAAGCGGGGAGCGAAGGCGCCUCGUGCUGGUGGCGGGCGGGGGGAUCUCAGCGGCCCGCAGAUGCCACCCACCGUCAUCUCUGACUCGCGGUUCGCCGCGCUCCACUCCGACCCGCGCUUCGCGGUGAGCUUCGACAGCAGCCGCUCUGGCUGCUUGACGGUGGGCGUGGAAAUGCGAUGGUUGAAGGUCGCGCUGCUGUCGCCUGCGCGCCCACCUUGGCGGCAGCCCAGUCGCCGUCCUCCAACACGCCACGUGCCUCACCCCCUGCCAUGCCCCUCCCACUUCAUGCCUCUCUCGCAUCCUCUCGCCCUUCCUGCCAAUCCCGCCUGCCGUGCUACACACAUUCGCAGCAAGUCAUUCCGCCUCUCCCCACUUUCCCGUUUCCCCAUCGCCUUUCCCCAGCCCGCCCCUUGUCCGACUCCCCUGCGCCCUCUGUCCGCCCCAUUCGUCCCACGCGCUCUCCAUCUGCCCGACCCUCGUCACCCCCAUGCACCCCUCGUCACUUCCACGCACCCCGCGUCAACCCCCAUGCACCCCUCGCCACCCUUGCGUUCCCCCCCCCAGCGCGUGCCGGUGCGCGAGACGCGCGUGGCGGUGGACGCGCGGUUCUCCGGCAUGUUCCUCUCGGCGCAGUUCGGCGAGGCGGGCGGCGUGGACAAGCGCGGACGGCGGCGCGAGGCGCAGCGAGGGGCCGACCUGAAGCGGUACUACCACGUGGAUGAGGGGGAAGAGGGGGAGGCGGGGGAGGCGGGGGAGGGAGAAGGGGAGGUGAAUGAGGGAAGCGGGGAGAAGGAAAAGCAGGUAGAAGCAAGGGCGCGUAAGGAGGAGGAGGAGGAUGAGGAGGAGAAGGAGGAGGAGGAGGAGGAGGAGGAGGAGGAGGAGGAGGAGGAGGAGGAGGAGGAGGAGGAGGAGGAGGAGGAGGAGGAAGAGGAGGGGGAGGUGCAUGAGAGUGAUGAAGAAGAGGAGGGGGAGGGCUCAGAUGACUCGUCCUCCUCUUCCUCAUCAGACUCGGAGAGUGAGAGCGAUGAAGAGGCUUCAACCGCACAGGUGCUUGCCUUACUCCCACCCCUCUCUUCUCACCUUUUCCCUCUGCACCGCUCCAUUUUCCCACCACCACAUGCUGCUUCGGCCGCUCCCCACUCCCACUCAUCUUUGCUCCACCCCCUCCUCUCUCCCCUCAUCGCCCCACAUCCCGCGCUGCCCCUUGUCGCGCCGCCGCAAGGACAUGGGAGGGGAGCAGGCAAGGACAUGGGAGGGGAGCAGGCAAGGACAUGGGAGGGGAGCAGGCAAGGACAUGGGAGGGGAGCAGGUAAGGACAUGGGAGGGGAGCAUGGGGAAGAGCAGAGCCAUGCACAGUGGCUGGACUACUUCCAUGCACAGUGGCUGGACUACUUCCAUGCACAGUGGCUGGACUACUUCCGUGCACAGUGGCUGGACUACUUCCAUGCACAGUGGCUGGACUACUUCCAUCCACAGUGUCUGGACUACUUCCAUGCACAGUGGCUGGACUACUUCCAUGCACAGUGGCUGGACUACUUCCAUGCACAGUGGCUGGACUACUUCCAUGCACAGUGGCUGGACCACUUCCGUGCACAGUGGCUGGACUACUUCCAUGCACAGUGGCUGGACUACUUCCGUGCUCCGUCUUGCUGCACGCUCACUGCCAUCUCACUGGACAUCCUGGUGGUGCUGCGCUCCUUCGUGCCGCCCGGCGGGCGCAUCACAGCCGUCACCGUGUACCCCUCUGACUUCGGCCGCCAGCAGAUGCACGCCGAGCUUGAGCGCGGCCCCCAGGGCCUCUUCCAGGCGGGCAGGGGGGCAAAGGGGACGGCAGGCAGGGGGCCUCAGGUGCAGGGGGGUGAGGGCGGUGAAGAGGAGGAAGGGGAGAGCAGUGAGGAGGGCGAGGGCGUGGAUGCGGAGAGGCUGAGGGAGUACGAGAAGUCCAAGCUCAGGUACUACUAUGCGGUGGUGGAGUGUGACAGCGCGGCCACGGCGGCACACGUGUAUGGGGAGUGUGACGGCAUGGAGUUUGAGAACAGUGCCAACCAGCUCGACCUGCGCUUCAUCCCCGACGCCAUGGCCUUCAACCACCGACAGCCCCGCGACUCCUGCACCCAGGUGCCAGGGGACUACGAGGCACCGCUGUUCACCACGCGGGUGCUGCAGCACAGCACCUUGAAGCUCACGUGGGACGAGGACGACCCCAUCCGCGUGCGAGCGCUGCGCCGCAAGUUCGCCUCCGACCAGGUGGCGGAUCUGGACUUCCACGACUACCUCGCCUCGUCCUCGGGCGAGGACGAGGAGGAGGGGGAAGAGGAGGAAGAGGAGAAAGAGGAGGAGCAGGACGAGGAGGAAGAGAGAAAGGAGAAUGGUGGCAGGAAGGAGGAGGGAAAGAAGAAGGGCGGAGGCACAAGAGAGAAGCUGAGGAUGCUGUUGAAGGGGCUGGCGGGGGAUGGCGGAGGCAAGGGGAAGAAGGGGAAGGGGAGACCGGGAGAGGCAGAGGGGGAGGAGUCGGAUGGGGAGGGGUGGGGGUCAUCAGGGGUGGAGGGCGACAUGGAGGUCACGUUCAGCACGGGGCUGGCGGCGCUGGGCGACAAGCUGGCGCGGCGCCGCAGCGAGCAGCAGCGCAGUGGCAGCGAGACGGUGUUUGAGGCGUACCAGCGCCAGCGCAAGGAGCGCCGCAAGGAGCGCCGCCGCCUGGCCGAGGCGAGCAAGGCGGCAGGAGGGGGCGCAGGGGGGAGUGCGGAGGAGGAGGCAGGAAGCGACGACGAUUUGUACGACAGCAGGCGCGUGCAGCAGGAGGACGACCCGUUCUUUGCCCUGCCCGCAGAUGAGGACCCCUUUGCUGAUCCCUUCUUUGCCUCCACUCAUGCCGGUGCUGCUGUGGGCAACGGAGGGGCUGGAGUGGUGAAGGGAGUGAAAGCAGGGAAGAGUGAGUAUGAGAGGAAGGCGGAAGAGCGCGAGAGGAAGAGGGCGGAGCGGGAGCAAGAGAGGGCAGAGGAGGAGAGGCGGCGGGCGGAGCUGGAGCUGCUGCUGAUGGAGGGGGGCGAGGGCGGGGGGGUGAAGGGGUUGAACCUCACGGCGCACGCACGCACGGCCAACGAGCAGCGCCGCGUGCAGGGCAGAGGGGCGAGGGGGGCGCAUGGCGCAGCGGGGGAGGAGGAGGCUGACGGGGAGGGAGGAAGAGCACGGUCGGUGGGUGGUGGGGGCAAGGUGGGGAGGGGCGGAAGGAAGGGGAGGAGUGUGGAGCAGGCGGGGCAGGAGGCGGGGCGGGGUGUGGACGUGGACGUGAAUGACCCACGCUUCGCUGCUCUCUUCACCUCUCCGCACUUCGCCAUCGACCCCACCGACCCCCGCUUCCUCAAGUCGUCAGCCCCGCAGCGCCUGAUAGCGGAGAAGCAGCGCCGCCGCGUGCCAAGUGGCGCAGCGGGCGGGGGAGCAGCGGGUGGUGGCGGGAGUGGCAGCAGUGUGAAGCUGGCAUGGUUGUAUAGUACUUUGUGCCGUUUCGAACGCACUCUCGCCGCCUUCCCAUCGAUUCUCGCUCGCCCUCCCGUUCCGAUCAUCCUCGCGCCGUCCGUUCCGUCGUUCGUCCCGUCGCCGUCCCUUCGCCUUCCCGUCACCGUCCCGUCGCCGUCUUGUCGCCUUCCCGUCGCCGUCCCGUCGCCCUCCCUCUCUGUUCGCCUUUCAAUCUCUGUUCGCCAUUCAACUCUCCGUUCGCCCUUACCCUCUCCGUUCGCCCCUCCCCUCUCCGUUCGCCCUUCCCCUCUCCGUUCGCCCUUCCUCUCUCCGUCGCGCUUCCCCUCUCCGUUCGCCCUUCCCCUCUCCGUUCGCCCUUCCCCUCUCCGUUCGCCCUUCCCUCUCCGUUCGCCAGUCCCCUCUCCGUCGCGCUUCCCCUCUCCGUUCGCCCUUCCCCUCUCCGUUCGCCCUUCCUCUCUCCGUUCGCCCUUCCUCUCUCUGUGGCGCUUCCUCUCCCGCCGCCCCUCUUCUCUCCCGUCGCCCCUCUUCUCUCCCGUCGCCCCUCUUCUCUCCCGUCGCCCCUCCUCUCUCCCGUCAACCUUCCUCUCUCUCCUUACUACGUCGCUCUCGCUGUUCUCGCUCGAAGUACUACCGUGCCUGAUUAAAUUGUUUCUUUAA
This is a messenger RNA of Closterium sp. NIES-65, 4146 nucleotides long. Lineage: Eukaryota; Viridiplantae; Streptophyta; Zygnematophyceae; Desmidiales; Closteriaceae. The record is from the annotation of a GenBank genome assembly.